This is a messenger RNA of Dendroctonus ponderosae (mountain pine beetle), 701 nucleotides long. RefSeq lists its product as uncharacterized. The coding region runs from base 69 to 638 and encodes 189 amino acids. NCBI's taxonomy places the organism in Eukaryota, Metazoa, Arthropoda, Insecta, Coleoptera, Curculionidae. The transcript is spliced from 4 exons. The record is from RefSeq and is a predicted model, not a curated record.
GUUUUGUGUAUGAGACCGGGCACCGGUUAGUUCAAAAAAAAUGUCAAUGUGAACUGUUCGGCCAUCAAAUGCCUAACUUCAAGCUAGAGCCGAUCAAGUACAAUCCCAAUGACCGGAGAACGCCAAAAAUGCUCUAUUCAAAAAAACAGUACAAUGAGAAAGUCAAAGUCGAUAACUGGUACAUGAACAUUGAAUUUCAACCUGUCGACAUUAAUCCUUAUAACCCCAAGUGCUUUCGAUUGCACAAUUCUCACUACAAUAGACUUGGAAAUCUGGACCAGAAAACCCUCAUAUCGGAAGACCAUGACUGUUAUAGGAACGUUUCGCCAAAAACGUCUCACUUUGAGCACAAUCCGCACAAAUUCCUGAUUAAUGCCUACAGUUACCCAUACUCCUGUCCUAAUGACCAGAGCAAACAGUCAUGUCCACAAAAUGACGCUGAUUUUACAACGACAAUGCAACGCAGUUACUCAUCUCCUUAUCCAAGCAAGAUAAGAAGGUUGAUGAUGCCUAAAACGGGACCUGAAAACAAGAUAAUGAAAAGUAGGGACGAAUGCAAGUUCCUCGAUGAUAAUUUCGUUAAUUACACCAAGGCCUUGCAGGAUAUGAAAGGAUUUCGGCACAUUUCCAGCCUUUAGAUUCCUACAAGGGCGUCAGUUAUGGCAGCCAAAAUAAACUAAAAAUAAAUGUAUUUAAAUCAA